Messenger RNA from Grus americana (Whooping crane), 1878 nucleotides. It is a transcript of the gene ESPNL, whose product is annotated as espin like. The coding region runs from base 85 to 1791 and encodes 568 amino acids. NCBI's taxonomy places the organism in Eukaryota, Metazoa, Chordata, Aves, Gruiformes, Gruidae. The transcript has 2 exons. Gene Ontology annotation, cellular component: cytoplasm. Gene Ontology annotation, molecular function: actin filament binding. The record is from RefSeq and is a predicted model, not a curated record. Gene Ontology annotation, biological process: actin filament bundle assembly.
CUCUGCAGCUCCGUCCCGUCUUCUGAAGGAAACGCCCUCCCGUGGGUCUUUCCUGGGGAGGGUUCUCCGCAAACGACCGGGGUGAUGUGCCGGGCAUCUUCACGGGGCAGCCCUCACCCGUUCACGCGUGGGGGGGCCCUGGGGUUGUUUGAGGGCCCAUCUCCCCCUCGCCUGCCCUCCUCCAGGAGGAGGCCUGCGCCUCUCUCCCCCGGCAGCCACCCGGCCCAGCGGGGGAUGGAGCCCGGCAGGUCGGUGCCAGCGGAGCUGAAGCUCCGCCAGCGCUCGCAGCGGGCCAGGAUCCCGGCGCCCUUCUUCGCCCACCCGGGUGAGGCGGCCGAGCCGGCGGACACCCCCGGGCCGGCCCCCGCGGAGGCAGACGCGGACUCCCUGGUGCCCACGCACGACGAGCGGGGCCGGCCCAUCCCCGAGUGGAAGCGGCAGGUGAUGGUGCGCCGGCUGCGGGCCCGGCUGGCGGACGAGGAGGCGGCAGGCGGGCAGGUGCAGGGGCGUCCCGGGGAUGGGGGGCGCGGGCUGCCGGCCCGGCGGGACGCUGACGCCCCCCCCCCCCCCCCUCCGCAGGACGCGGACUCCUGGCGCUUCUCGCCCUCCCGCCAGGCCGUGCUGGGCCCCUUCGGGGAGCUGCUGACCGAGGCAGACCUGCAGCAGCUGGAGCGGGCGGUGGAGAGCCUGCGGCUGCGGCGGCGGGGCGAGGAGUACCAGGGCGAGCUGCGGCGUCUGGCGCGGGAGCUGCGCGCCCUCCUGCCCGCCCCGCUGCUCAGCAUCACCGUGCGCAGCCCCCCACCCGCCCCCGGGCAGCCCCUGCCCCUCUGGUGUGGCCGCCUGGCCGGCGCCGUCAGUAGCCUGGCCGCUCUGCUGGCCCACGCCGAGGGGGCGCGAGUCGCCUCCCCCGCCGCCGCCACCGCCCCCCUCGCCGCCCCCGCCAGGCAGCCCCGGGAGCCGGCGGGAAGCCUGGCGCAGCGGGAGAUCCGGCAGUGCGGGGUCUGCGUCCGCAGCCUUCGCGGCGCCUUCGAGACCGCGUGGGGGGCGGCGGAGGGGAAGGCGGCCGGGGGGAGCGGUGCGGAGGCCGCCAGCGACUCCGGCAUCAGCUGCGAGGAGACGUUUUCCGACGGCGGCGGCUCCGCGGGGCCGGAGUGGGGCAGCCUGAGGAAGGAGCGGAUCGUGAUGCUCUUCCUGAGCCACUGGAGACGGUCCGCCUACGGGCCGCCCCCGCCGGCCGCCGGGGACCCCCGGGAGGCAGCGGGGGGUGCGGCGGCCCGCUUGGCGCGGCAGAGGGCGGCCAUCCAGCGGCUUCUGGGCGGCUGGCGGGACGCCGCCUCCCGCCGCCCCCCGCCGCCCCCCGCCGCCGGCCGCGCACCGCUAUCGCCGGAGCAGUUCGUGGCGAGGGCCGGGGAGGGGCCGGCCGACUACGACAGCCUGUCGCUGGAGCUCUUUAUGCUGGGUUAUUUCCGCAUCCUGGAGCAGGAGCUGCCCCCCGAGGAGCGCCGCGGCCGCCACCUCCUCUGCUUCGAGGUCUUCGAGCAGCUGGGCCGGCACGGCUGGCGGGCGGUGCGCUCCUUCCACCGCGCCGUCACCGACGAGAUCGCCGCCGGCCGGCGGGGCUGGCGGGACGGCUUCGACGACAUCAAGGCGAGGUAUUUCGGAUCCCCCCAAAGUUCGGCCCGGCGGCCGGGGGAGGCCGGGAGAGAGGGGGAGGAGAUCUGCCGCUACAUCGACCGCAGCUUCGCCUUCUGGAAGGAGAAGGAAGCCGAGAUCUUCACCUUGGAGGAGUGAUGCCCGCUGGCGGGGAGGGCGGAGGGCUGCGGGAAGCCGCGGGCUGCAAUAAACGCCUUUUCGGUUCUGUUCGAGCUGAGCAAGGCU